GUGGCACAACCACGUGACCGGUGACGCCCCAAUAUAAUCUUAAACUACAUUCCAAACAGCGUCCUAUUUAUAUAUAGUUCACUACAUAGGGAGCGAAGGCGUCACCCUGCUUCAUAUACAGUAUAGUCAACCUACGUAGGGUCUAUAGCUGUAUUUGGGAUGAGACCUUCGCUGUAACUUCCUUGUUAUUAUCAUAACAUACGGAGAAGCAGAAAAUAACCUGCCAUAAGUGAAACGGGUAUGUACCUUUCAAGGCUCGUCAUCCACUCGAAGGGGAGAAGGCAGGGCCACAUAGCCUAAGGCUGCAUUGCCCUGUGUCUGUCCUCGUUCUCCUUUAUACCCAUCUCUCGGUGCGUGAGUGGCGAUGCUGUGCUGGGGCAGUUCCAACUGGGGUCAGCUCGGCCUCGCUGUAUCCGAGGCCGCUGUGUUUGAACCGCGGAGCUGCUGCGUGUUCGACGGCAGAGGGCUGAAAGAAGCGGCAUGCGGUGGGCAGCACUCGCUCUUCCUGAUGCACGAUGGGAGCGUUUACACGUGCGGGUCCAACAGUCGUGGGCAGCUGGGCCACGAGAAGCCUGGAGUCAAGCCUGAGCUGGUCGGGGCGCUGGAUGCCCAGAAGAUUGCAGGCGUGGCAUGUGGGCAGGCCCACUCUUUGGCACUGAGUGAGCAAGGGCAGGUGUUCUCGUGGGGCUCAGGCGAGUCGGGGCAGCUCGGUCUCGGCAUUGCAGAGGAAGCCGUCCGAGUUCCCCGAUUGAUCAAGAAGUUGUGUGAACAUCGGAUCUCACAAGUCAUGUGUGGCAACCAGCACUGUAUCGCACUUUCUAAAGAUGGUCAGUUGUUCACGUGGGGUCAGAACUCGAGCGGUCAACUGGGAUUGGGGAAAGGUGAGCCGAGCUCUCUGUCUCCUCAACCCCUCAAGUCUCUGUGUGGGAUCCCACUGAGUCAGAUCAGCGCCGGAGGAGACCACAGCUUCGCCCUGUCUCUCUCCGGAGCCGUGUUCGGCUGGGGCAGGAACAGCGCCGGGCAGCUGGGCCUCAACGAUGAGCAAGAUCGGGCUGUUCCCUGCCAUAUUAAAUUCUUGCGCUCACAGAAAGUGGUCUACAUCUGCUGUGGGGAGGAACACACAGCCGCUCUGACCAAGGAUGGAGGUCUGUUUACGUUUGGAAACGGGUCGAGAGGACAGCUGGGACACGACUCUACCAACAACGAGCCUCUGCCACGCAGGGUUUUGGAGCUCAUGGGCACCGAGGUGUCCCAAAUCGCCUGUGGCAGACACCACACGCUGGCGUUCGUGUCCUCCACCGGCUUGGUGUACGCCUUCGGCUGUAACGCUCAGGGCCAGCUCGGCUUAGGGACCAGAGGAAACGCCAUGAUCCCCCUUCCAGUCCGAAACAUCCAGCCUCCUUUUCUCACCAACACACAAACAGAUCAAUACAGCAUCAGCAGGAUCCACUGCGGCGGCGAUCACAGCUUUCUGGUGCUGUCACGUGGCAAGAGUUGCCCGGAGGACUUCCGCGUUAUCAACUCAUCGAAAAGCAUUUCCCUGAUUAAUAAGGAGAGUCUAAACAGUUGGAGGCUGAAGCUCCUGGACAGCACCGACUCCAGCAUCACAAAUGACAUCAUUCUGCUGCUGUCCUCGACCGCAUGUUGGAACGCCAGCUUCCUGGACCAGAGUGAUGAUGGUCAUUUUAAAACCAACCCCAAAGUCCCCGGAAUCGACCUCAACUCGGUCAGGCUGCUGUUCGAGAUGCUGAUGAAGCCAGCCUACUCACGGCUGCUGGAGCAGACCACAAAGAGCUUCGAGAGUUUGCUGAUCCCUCAGCUCCCCUGCUCUCCUCCUGAUGUAGAGGCCAUGCGCAUUUACCUGAUCCUCUCCGAGUGUCCGGCUCUGCACGACUCCAAAAACUACAUCUCCCUCACCAUCCCGCUCGCCAUGGCCAUCCUCCGGCUGGACGCCAACCCCAGCAAAGUGCUCGAUAACUGGUGGUCACUGCUGGAUGGUGAGGUCUUCUGCAGGUUGGUUGAGAUGUAUAAGAGCAUUGUGGUGUUCCUGCUCACCGGUGGCAAGGCCCUCCUUAUUCCUGUGUUUCUGGAGAGCUACUUUAACGCUACGCUGAAACUGCUAGAGAAACUACACAAGGUGAACCAGAAAGCCCACCAUGUGGAGUACAACCGCUUCUACAUCCCCGACAUCACCAGCCUGGUGGACAUCCAGGAAGACUACCUCAAAUGGUUCCUAAGCAAAGCCGAGAUUAAAAUGCGAUCUCCUCCAGUACAGAAUUCAGUUACGUUAUGUGCCUAUCCGUUCAUAUUGAACGCUCAAGCUAAGACAACCAUGUUGCAGACAGACGCUGAGCUGCAGAUGCAGAUGGCAGUGAGCGGUGCCAACCUGCACAACGUGUUCAUGCUGUUAACCCUGGAACCCUUGCUGGCACAAAACCCGUUUCUCGUCUUGCACGUGCGGAGGGAUCACCUGGUCAGCGACGCGCUGCGUGAGCUCACCAUCUAUAACGAUGUGGACUUGAAGAAGCCCCUAAAGGUGAUUUUUGACGGAGAGGAGGCAGUGGAUGCAGGAGGAGUCACUAAAGAGUUCUUCUUGCUGCUGCUGAAAGAGUUGAUGGAUCCAGUCUAUGGCAUGUUCACCCAUUACCCAGAAUCCAACUUGCUCUGGUUUUCCGAUAAAUGUUUUGUUGAACACAACUGGUUCCACUUGAUCGGGAUCGUCUGUGGCCUGGCUAUCUACAACUCCACCGUUGUUGACCUGCACUUCCCUCUCGUGCUCUACAAGAAGCUCCUAGAUGUUCCUCCUGUGCUGGAUGAUCUGAAGGAGCUCUCCCCUACUGAGGGCAGGAGCCUCCAGCAGCUGUUGGACUAUGACGAGGAAGACCUAGAGGAUGCCUUCUGUCUCAACUUUGCUAUUAGCCGAGAGUAUUACGGGGUAACGGAGGUGAAGGAGCUCGUCCCUGGAGGAGAGAACAAAACAGUAGACAAGUCCAACAGAGAGGAGUUUGUGCAGGCCUAUCUGCACUACAUGUUCACUGAGUCGGUGCGAGAGCUGUACUCUGCGUUUGCUAGCGGUUUCCUGAAGGUGUGUGGUGGCCGGAUUCUCUCUCUGUUCCAGCCCUCUGAGCUCAUGGCCAUGGUGGUGGGCAACAGCAGCUACAACUGGGAGGAGUUGGAGAAGAACGCGAGCUACAAAGGCGAGUUCUCGGCCUCCCAUCCUACGGUGCGGAUGUUUUGGGACGUGUUCCACGAGUUUCCCUUGGAGAAAAAGAAACAGUUUUUAUUGUUCCUCACAGGCAGUGACCGGAUCCCCAUCCACGGCAUGUCCAGCCUGCGCAUCAUCAUCCAGUCCACGUCGGCGGACGAGCACUUCCUGCCCGUCGCUCACACCUGCUACAACCUGCUGGACCUGCCGUGCUACAGGAGCAGAGAGACGCUGCGCUCGAGGCUCACGUGCGCCAUCGAGCAGUACGAAGGCUUCAGCCUGGUGUGAGAACUCGGCUGCUCUUUCACACACACUCGCACUUUCACCGAGGACGGAACGACGUCUGAUCCCCCACGCAGAGCGGCUCUGACAGUGUGAGUAGGGACGUAUACAGACCCUGAACUCUGAACUCUGCUGAACUCUGAGUGGAAGAAAUCUUUUAUUCAAUUUUAUUUUUGGGGUGUUAGUGCGAGAAUUCCUGUCGUGCACGUUGUUAUCCGGAGCGCUUUUUUUUUGCUUUCCUGCUCCUUUCCGAGUUCUGGGAUCAGCGUCAAGAUCAUGUACGUUUAGACGGGCGCUCUACGCCGAGACAGGAAAUAUUUUCGCUCGGUGGUUUGGAGUCACAUUCGGACGCUUGGGUUUUUUGUUUUUUUUUUUGCUUCUGUGCGUGGUGGGAAUGAAAGAACUCGGGAUAAAUCCAGAAACAAGUCCUCUGAGCUUUUGACUGGAGAUGUCCAGACCUGCUGCUGAAGUGACGGAGGACGAAACAAGCCAUUAUCCGGACGCGAGAACCUAUUAAUCCUCUCUGCUUAUGCGUAACUCGACCAGUGAAUUCAUUUACAACUUUGCCUUUAAUACGAGCCACUAGCGAGGAACGCCUACAGCUUUCGUUUAUUCUCCUUUUCCUCACUUUCCCAGCGUGCAUGCAAGUGUGACGUUCCAGAGUGAAAGCUGAGCCUGCUAAUGACUGUUUAUCGCCACAAUAAAUAUGUAUACGGUAAACCCAAAAAUGUUCUUUAUGGUUGGGGGAAGAAGGAAAAAAAAAAACAAGCUAAGGAUUUGAAAGCCACAAACGACCGCAGUAACUGACAGAUGAUUUUUUGGUUUUUUUUUCCCCGUUCGAGGGAGGAGAUAACUGGAGCAAUAACUGGGUGUUGUGUGUGUGUGUGUGUGUGUGUGUGUGUGUGUGUGUGUGGUUUCGAUUUGAACGCCGGCCUAUGCACAACCACGGAUCUGUGGAAUAAGCGGAGCAGAACGCUGGUCCUGUGCGUGUAACGAGUCCCGGACGGAGAUUCCUGCUAUAACGCUCCUGAUUUAAACCCGACAGUUAAAGGUGGGGUCAGUGAUUCUGUCAGUAAUAUUCUGCUUCCUUUUAUAACAAAUAAACCAGUCAGGACGAGGAGGCGUCUCUACUUCCAUGCUGACCGUCUUUUUGAAUGUUCUGCCGCUUGCACUAUUUUUCAGGCAUUCAAGCAUAAGCAGCACGUGUUUGUUUGUGUGUGUGUGUGUGUGUGUGUGUGUGUGUGUGUGUGUGUGUGUGGUUUUUUUUUUUUUUGUUGUCUUUUUAAAAAAAAAAAAAAAAAAAAUCCUAAUCACUGACUGUACCUUUUAAUGCUGUCUUAUAUUCCGUACUUUUCAUAAGUCAUGUUGGGUAAAUUCAGCCAGACAGAAAGUAUUAUACAUACGCAGGACAUUAUUAUUAUUAUUAUUAUUAUUAUUAUUAUUAUUUUAAUUUUUGCACUCUCAGGUCACGGUCUGCUCUACGUAAUGGAAGGGGCGGGACUACCAGAGGACGUACAGCUUGAAUUGAGCUAUAUAGCUGACACAAAAAUUAGUCUCAAACGUACUGGAUUUUAAAACGGGAGGUUCUACUUGUGGAAAUAUCCCGAGUUUGCCAAUUGCCUGGCGCCCCUCGAGGUCUACAAGGACGACGCUUAAUCUAAAUUCGACCAGCCAAUUACAGAUUCAUUCCUAUUACCCCUACGUUAGCAUUCCUGUUUUACUUCUAUGGCAAAACACACACCAUUGUAGUUUAACAAGCAUUAACAGUCUGCCUUGUCUACUGGUUAUAAUAGCAGAGAUAAUGUUUAGUUUGUCAAGUUUUUGUAAAUACCAGACAGGCUUCCUGAGGAACUUCCUGAGGGAUAGUCAUUUAACAUCACACAGAUGCUGCUAGAUAGUUCAUGUUAAUUAGCUGAACUAUUAUAUUGUGCAAUUAAAGCCAGAAUUUUAUUUUAUGCGCAGGAGUCAGCUAUGGGAAUGUUUAAAAAAACAAUAGCAAGUUUGUGAUUUUGUUGUUCAAGUGAAGCUCCGCCCUCGUUACUGUAGGUCAGUGGCCACCGACCCUGUUCCUGGAGGUGUACCUUCCAAACGUAAUUUGUGCCCAGCUGACCAUCUAAUCAUUGCCUCAGGACGUUGUCGGUUUUCGGUGUUGGAGCAGGAAGUCGCUGGACUGGAGGCGUACAGCACCACUGUGGUGCUCUCUUGUGUGUAUAUAAAUCUAUUAGUUUGGGUUUAAAAAAAGCAACACGUCAUUCUGCCGCUAUUGCAUCGAAAUCAGUUUCUUACCCUUCCGAAGAACGUGCAGGGACGGAGAAUGGGACGUUUAAAAGGGAUUUCCAUUCCACAGCCACGACGCUCUGAUGCUCUCAGUACUGGAUCAGAAUGAUUUGGUGUGUAAAGUGACACACGAUGAAGCCAUGUGAUGAUGGUGAUGAUGAUGAGGAAGAAGCCGCAGGAGAGGAACACUGCACAGCAUGCUCUGGAGACUCGGGCUGCGUUCAGUGUUUCCUCUCGUCACGCUGUGUUCAUUCAUCCACACUGGAACAGCACCAAGCCUUUCUGUCCAGUACCUUACUGUCAACUUCAGCAAACAAGGGCUUCUCAGUGGCUGCUGCUGCAUUCUUUUAGUAAAGUAUAUUUACUUUUAUACCUCUCUCAAAUGGAAUAUAUUGUUUUAUCUAUUUUUUUUCCUCCUUCCAGAGCAUUUAAAUUAAAAUGAAAAUUCCACCUC
Ictalurus furcatus (blue catfish) is the source of this 6218-nucleotide messenger RNA. RefSeq names its product probable E3 ubiquitin-protein ligase HERC3. The transcript is spliced from 25 exons. Gene Ontology annotation, molecular function: ubiquitin-protein transferase activity. Lineage: Eukaryota; Metazoa; Chordata; Actinopteri; Siluriformes; Ictaluridae. Bases 365 to 3493 code for a protein of 1042 amino acids. The record is from RefSeq and is a predicted model, not a curated record.